AUGACCGCAGAGAACCGCUUCGAUCCGAAGCGGAAACUUAUCCACCAUAAGAAGACUCAGUUCGCUACCGCGUCAUAUAAAGAGAACGAGUACCCUAAUCGACUCUCUCUGUAUGAUGUUCCUCCUACGCAGGAAAUCAGCCUGGAGGAGUUUGAAACAUGGGCUAUUGACAGACUGAGAAUACUUGCCGAAAUCGAGGCAUGCUCGUUCAGGAAUAAGUCCCCCGAAGAGACGUCCGCCCAUCUGGAACCAUUACUCAAGAAAUAUCUACCGCUAUCUUCAAACACUGCUGCCGCCGGUGGGGUCGUGGAUCAGAAGUUGAAGAAUCAACGACGCAAAGACCACUACUCGCACUACAUCCUACGACUAGCAUUCUCCGGGACGGAAGACCUUCGAAGACGAUUCGCCAGGGUCGAGACCAUGCUUUUUCGUCUGCGAUUUCAGCAGGACGACACCCGCGAGCGCCAAGCGUUUAUUGAAAGUCUGAACAUGAACUGGGAGCGUGUCCAGGAAGAGGAGAAGAGAGAACUGGCAGAGCAACUCCUGGCGGCGACACCAGGCCUCCGGCGAAUAGACGGAGAGAAUUGGUUCAAAGUCGAUUGGACGUGUGUUCCCGAGCUUGUCGAACACCGAACCGUCCUCGUGCGGAAAGGCAAGGCCUAUGUACCUAUGCGCGAACAAACGAGCAUGGUUCUUACCGAGUUCACGGCCCGUUUGGACAAGGCACUAGAAUUGACUGCUCGCGCGUUACCUAGACUCGACGAGGACGAUCGCCUAACACCAAUCCUCAAUCACUUGUCCAAAAACUUCGCCACUCCUGAUGCCGGCUUCUCAGAUUCAGAUUCAUCUGUGCCCGGAGCUCCCAUCACAGCGGCCAACGUCGACAAUUUAUCUCAACAUUUCCCGCUCUGCAUGAAACACUUGCACAAUACUCUACGCAAGAACAACCACCUCAAGCAUUUCGGUCGUCUACAGUACACACUUUUCCUCAAGGGCAUAGGGUUGACGCUGGAAGAUUGCCUGCUCUUCUGGCGCCAGUCGUUCAAAGUACUUACCGAUGAUCAGUUCAACAAAGAAUAUCGGUACAACGUCCGCCAUGCGUAUGGCGAUGUCGGUGGAGACGCUAAUCGCCGGGGUCGAGGCUAUGCGCCCUACUCGUGCCAGAAGAUUCUGACUGAACACCCGCCAGGCACCGGUGAAGCGCAUGGAUGCCCUUACCGCCAUUUCUCUGUGGACAAUCUUACCUCCAUGCUGCAGGCAACGGGCGUUCACGACCGAGACGUCCUCAGAGGGGUGAAAGAAGAUGUUGAAAAGAAGCGGUUCCACAUUGCCUGUAAUCGAGUCUUUGACUGGGCUCACAAACAAGAGAUCAGGAAGGUCAAAGACGAAGGGAUCUGGGGACCUGCGGAAUUGGAAACAAUCGUACAUCCAAACACGUACUUCAAGAGGAGUUAUCUGUUGAAGAACUUGGGCAACAUGCCGAAACAGGAUGUCAAGAUGGAGGAUUGA
Cladophialophora carrionii CBS 160.54 is the source of this 1509-nucleotide messenger RNA. RefSeq lists its product as uncharacterized. Gene Ontology annotation, biological process: DNA replication, synthesis of primer. The coding region runs from base 1 to 1509 and encodes 502 amino acids. Lineage: Eukaryota; Fungi; Ascomycota; Eurotiomycetes; Chaetothyriales; Herpotrichiellaceae. The record is from RefSeq and is a predicted model, not a curated record. The transcript is spliced from 2 exons. Gene Ontology annotation, cellular component: alpha DNA polymerase:primase complex.